AUGGUUCUCUUGACCAUGACAGAGUCCAUUGUGGAGUGUCUGGCGAACGCGCACACUGAAGCCAUGCUACCUGGCGACUCUAGCGAUCCAUCUGUCGCGAGUCCUGCAAUCGGCAACCCGAUCCUUCAUAGCCAAAUACUACGACUUUCGAAAUGUCAAACAAAAUUUCGCUUAGAGGAGCUGCUGAGAGGGUCGCAAGUCUACGUCGCGCCGCCAGCACCGAAACCUGCCAAGGUACGCACACAACCACUGUACCCGACACAAGUUAUCCCUCGUUUCACAUUUUCUUACAUCAAGCCCCAGUCACCCGAGUAUCUAGCCCUCAUGGCCAAGCUUCGCCGAGAGGAAGAUGCACGCGCCUACGAGCGAAUGAUCAACCCUCCCAUCCCGCUCGAAACAUUCAAGCAUCGAUUCCCAGACGCGGCGCGAUCGUUCGCCGCCGCAAACAAACCAACGAGCGACACGGACCUUGGCGACGAUGAUGUUACAUACAACGAGAUACACAGGCAGGUCAUGCUGCUGAUCAACUUCCUGGUCAGCAUCGCCGGCGUAGCUGCCACGCUUUGGAUACUUGGCCGAUGGUGGAGCCUGCCAGCCCGUCUGUUCCUUACCAUGGGUGGCAGUAUACUAGUCGCUAUCGCCGAAGUCGCGGUGUACGGCGGCUACGUCUGGCGCCUGGGGGAAGCAAAGCGGAAAGAAGAUACCCGGCCAGAGCGGAAAGAGGUGGUGCAAACAUGGGUUAUAGGGAAAGAUGGUGAUGGCGGUGGCGGCCACGAGGAAAAGGUCGUAUUAUUGUCUGGGAAGGCGAAGGCCACCGACAAUCAAGUAACAAGACGGGUUGUAACAGGUACAACCGCAGACUGA
This is a messenger RNA of Cordyceps fumosorosea ARSEF 2679, 864 nucleotides long. Its product is annotated as ATPase, vacuolar ER assembly factor, Vma12. The record is from RefSeq and is a predicted model, not a curated record. Gene Ontology annotation, biological process: vacuolar proton-transporting V-type ATPase complex assembly. The transcript has a single exon. The coding region runs from base 1 to 864 and encodes 287 amino acids. NCBI's taxonomy places the organism in Eukaryota, Fungi, Ascomycota, Sordariomycetes, Hypocreales, Cordycipitaceae. Gene Ontology annotation, cellular component: endomembrane system.